ACCCACGAGCGGCCGCGUCCAAACCGCCUCCUCAACUGUCUAUUGUAUCAAGAUGCCGGGCCUCGGGUAUGCAGACAGACCCAGUUGCUGCCGAGGGCCAGAAGAAAGGAGGCCGCGAGCCCGGCGGCCGGGCGCGAGAGGAAGUGGGCGGCGGUAACGAGUCACUGGGCACCCUCUCGUAUUCCCGACGAGAGAGGCGCCCCGCAGAGCCCGCAGAGCCUCCCGCGCUGCGGGGGUCCCGGGGCGCGGUCCACGCCCGCGCUCUCACGCGUCCCCUUGUCCAGGAUGCGGCUGGGCCGCCGGGCCCUCUGCGCGCUGGUCCUGCUGCUCGCCUGCGCCUCGCUGGGGCUGCUGUACGCUCGCUCCCGAACCUCCCCGGGCCUCCGGGCUCCGCUGGCGCUGUGGACACCCCCGCAAAGCGCCCUCAGGCCUCACCUACCUGAUCUAGCUCCUGAGCCCCGCUAUGCACACAUCCCGGUUCGCAUCAAGGAGCAAGUGGUGGGACUGCUCCCUUGGAACAACUGCAGCUGUGAGUCCAGUGAAGGGGGGAUCCUGCUGCUCCCCUUCCAGAGGCAGGUCCGAGCCACUGACUACACCAAGGCCUUUGACCCCAAGGAGCUGAGGGCUGCCGUUGCCGCCAGAGAGCAGGAGUUCCAAGUCUUCCUUUCAAGGAGGCAGUCCCCAGCUGACCAGCUACUCAUCGCCCCUGCCAACUCCCCGCUACAGUACCCCCUGCAGGGGGUGGAGGUGCAGCCACUGGGGAGCAUCUUGGUGCCAGGGCUAAGCCUGCUGGCAGCUUCAGGGCUGGCCUUAUAUCAGGUGAACCUGACUGCCUCCUUGGGCACUUGGGAUGUGGCAGGGGUAGUGGCAGGAGUGACUCUCACUGGAGAGGGGCAGCCUGAGCUCACAAUCACUAGUCCAGGGCUGGACCAGCUCAACCGGCAGCUGCAGCUGGUCACUUACAGCAGCCGAAGUUACCAGACCAACACCGCAGACACAGUCCACUUCUCCACGGAAGGCCAUGAGGCUGUCUUCUCCAUCCGCAUCAGACAUGCCCCCAACCCUCGGCUGUACCCUCCCGGGGGGGCUCCAUCUCAAAAAGCCCAGUACAACAUCAGUGCCCUGGUCACUAUCGCCACCAAGACCUUCCUUCGUUACAACCGGCUGAAGGAGCUCAUUGCCAGUAUCCGCCGCUUCUACCCUACGGUCACCAUCAUCAUCGCGGAUGACAGCGAAAAGCCAGAGCGCAUUAGUGGUCCCCACGUGGAGCACUAUAUCAUGCCCUUCCGCAAGGGCUGGUUCGCAGGCCGGAACCUGGCUGUGUCCCAAGUGACCACCAAGUAUGUGCUGUGGGUGGACGAUGACUUCAUCUUCACGAGGCGGACACGGCUGGAGAGGCUCGUAGAAGUUCUGGAGAGGACGCCGCUGGACCUGGUGGGGGGUGCGGUGCGUGAAAUCUCUGGCUUCACUACCACGUACCAGCAUCGGCUGAGCGUGGAGGCUGGCCCGCCGGGCCUCGGGAACUGCCUCCGCCAGCGGCGCGGCUUCCACCACGAGCUCCCGGGCUUCCCGGGCUGCGUGGUCACCGACGGCGUCGUCAACUUCUUCCUGGCGCGCACCGACAAGGUGCGCGAGGUGGGCUUCGACCCGCGCCUCAGCAGUGUGGCGCAUCUGGAAUUCUUCCUGGAUGGCCUUGGCACUCUCCGCGUGGGCUCCUGCUCUGACGUCAUCGUGGAUCAUGCAUCCAAGCUGAAGCUUCCUUGGGUGUCAAGGGAAGCCAGUGCGGGGACUUAUGCCCAAUAUCGUUACCCGGGGCCACGGGAUGAAAGCCACGUAGCCAAACACCGCCUGCUCUUCUUCAAACACCGGCUCCAAUGCAUGACCAUAGAUUGAUGGCCACCCAGAGCCUUGGCCCUGCCAGGACUUCCCAGCAACACCCCCCACCCAGUGACCACUCUCCAAUGACUGCCUCUGGCCUCCCGGCUCCUCAGCCCUCCUCAGCAGAGCCUGAUCCCAAGUAAGGGCUUGUCCUGGUGACACUCCUCCUUUGCUUGAGUGCCCAGUGUGGGCACGAUGGAGCCAGACUCUUCCACAGUGCCGGGUUGCCCCCACCCUACCAUAUAGGGCAGGAAAGGGAGGGGGACAGGUUUUGCUUCCCAAGUGCCAAAGAGCCCAGGGGGACUCUAAGAACUAAAGUAGAAACCCUUGCCGCUCCUCUCCUUGGGUAUAGGGCCCCUCCCCACAGAUGUAAUCCCAGGACUAUGUCCCCAACUCCCAUUUCUGGAUCCGGGACUCUGAUCACUGCCUUCAGCCCCACCCUGAUGGAGUGAACUGAGGAGGGAGCGGGCUGGUGACCACCUGGUACAAACCAUUCUCCAUGGUGUCUUUUACGAUGCUGUGGGAAUAGAGGAAGAAUCCCAGCCUCA
Molecule: messenger RNA, 2426 nt
Organism: Echinops telfairi (small Madagascar hedgehog)
Lineage: Eukaryota; Metazoa; Chordata; Mammalia; Afrosoricida; Tenrecidae
Gene: B4GALNT1
Product: beta-1,4-N-acetyl-galactosaminyltransferase 1
Exons: 10
Coding region: 286-1893 (535 amino acids)
Biological process (GO): ganglioside biosynthetic process
Cellular component (GO): Golgi membrane
Molecular function (GO): hexosyltransferase activity
Source: RefSeq, a predicted model, not a curated record